This is a messenger RNA of Leptopilina heterotoma, 1568 nucleotides long. Its product is annotated as LIM domain only protein 3-like. Gene Ontology annotation, cellular component: nucleus. The coding region runs from base 19 to 693 and encodes 224 amino acids. Lineage: Eukaryota; Metazoa; Arthropoda; Insecta; Hymenoptera; Figitidae. Gene Ontology annotation, molecular function: transcription coactivator activity; DNA-binding transcription factor binding. The transcript is spliced from 5 exons. The record is from RefSeq and is a predicted model, not a curated record. Gene Ontology annotation, biological process: positive regulation of transcription by RNA polymerase II.
AAACUACAACCGAGAAACAUGACUAUGGAUGGAAUUAAGACUGAAACGAAUAGAAAUGGUGCUACUCAACAAGAAUGUGCUGGUUGUGGAAAAGCAAUAACAGAGAGGUAUUUACUAAAAGCACUGGAUAUGCUUUGGCACGAAGACUGUUUAAAGUGUGGAUGCUGUGACUGCAGACUUGGGGAAGUAGGUUCUACUCUAUACACAAAAGCAAAUCUUUUACUUUGCAAACGGGACUACCUCAGACUUUUCGGAAACACUGGACACUGUGCUGCUUGCAGUAAAGUAAUUCCUGCCUUUGAAAUGGUUAUGAGGGCCAGAACUAACGUAUAUCACCUCGAGUGCUUCGCGUGUCAACAAUGUAACCACAGAUUUUGCGUCGGUGACAGAUUCUACUUGUGUGACAAUAAAAUACUUUGUGAAUACGACUACGAGGAGAGGCUUGUCUUUGCAAAUUUGGCCCUUCAUCCACCGCCCAAUGCAACGAUGGCUCAUAUUAAAAGACAAGUUAGUCAUCUCCAACCACCUGCAGUGGCUGGAGGUGGAGGAGGUCAGAGACAGGUGAAUGGCGAAACAGUUCCAGGUCAUAAUGGAUAUCCAGUGCCGACGUCUUCAAGCGGACACACUGCUAUAAAUUUGAUAAAUAAUAAUUUAAAUGGAAUAAAUGCACAAUCAACAUUUGAAGCUAAAUGACCAUCAAAGUAAAAAGAACAAUCGAAUUUUCAAUUCGAAAGAAUAAUAUGGCCAAAUUGAUUGGAUUUUUAUUCAAAUUAGUUCAUUACAUAAAAGGACUGAAAUUAUAUAUUAACUAUGAAAUGUUAAAACAAGUGAAUAUAUAUAUAAAUAAUAGGUUUUUCCCUUUAUAAGAAAAAUUCGUCCCCACUAAUAGCGAGUGUUAUAACUUGUCCUUCAUAUUAACUAAUUAUUAAAAACUUAUUAAAAUAUUAUUUCUAUCGCCUGAUACAAGAAACAAUUCAGAAUUAUUACAAACAAAAUUUUCAAUAAUUUAAUCUUAACAAUUGUAAUUAUUUUUUAGUAAAACCAUUUUCUAUGAAUUUUUCUUGAAAAAAUAAUUCCAAAUAUAAAAAUGAAACGUUAAUAUUUCAGAUAUAAAUUAAAAUCAAAAUCCAUAAUAUUUAAUCUAAAAAGUGAUAAUUCUGAAUUUGUCUUCGCAACUAAUUUAGGAAAUAUUAAUUAUAAAAAAAAUUAUUUCUGAAUAUUUUUGAAAGCUAAUGCUGCGCAAAAAAUAGGUAGUUUUUAAGUAGAUAUACUUGCUAAUAAGAAUGAAUUUGGUGCUCUUUAUAUGUAGGGAAAUAAAUUCUCAAUAUGGUUCUUAAAUAUUCCAAUUAAUAUUUUACAACUCCUGCAGAUAUUUAUUAUGUAUAGCUGACAACCUACAUUUUUUCACCAAACCAAUAAUAGAAGUAAAUUUAAAAAAUAUAUUUCGAACCAUAUUGAUAAUUAUAAUAAUACUAAUAAUUAUAUCGAUUGGACACUUUUUAUUCAAAAUGAGGUCCUCUAAUAUUUUUACUUCUUGAAGCGAGACAAUUAUAAUUUAAUUUUACAAU